Molecule: messenger RNA, 4072 nt
Organism: Marmota monax (woodchuck)
Lineage: Eukaryota; Metazoa; Chordata; Mammalia; Rodentia; Sciuridae
Gene: CUNH8orf34
Product: chromosome unknown C8orf34 homolog
Source: RefSeq, a predicted model, not a curated record
GCGAGUCCAGCUUCUGGGAGAAGCCCGGGCUGUUUGUUCCUGUAACCUGGGAGAGGGGCGCACACAGUCGCGCGUCCCUGUACGCACACUCCUGCUCGCCGCCCCUGGGCGCCCGCUGGGAGGAGCAGCCUCUCCGCGAUCGCCUCCCACCCCCUGAUUCCUGCUGCUGCCGCCCAGAGGAGAGAAGAGCCUCUGCCUCGAAUUUCCCCUCGGCGCCGGUGCUGCGGAGAUUCGCGCGGGUGGGCGUGAGGAAGAGAACCCGCUGAAUGAGUUCUCCCCUCGCCUUGGAGUUGUCUGAGUUGGCGGCUCAGCGCCCGGGUUUCCGGCACUCAGCGCCCGACGACCUUGCCUCUCCCGGGGCUGCUGCCCACGCCCGCGCCGAGGGUGGCACCAGCCGCGCCGGGUUGCUGAGGCUCCUGAGCUCCUGUCCCGGCCCCAUUUCGGGGCAAAGGAGGGUUGUCCCCCACGGAGACGCACAGUCGCGCGGUCUUCUCUCCGCGGCGGAUUCAGUGUCCAUGGCGUCUCAUCAGCAAACCCGAAUCCAGGCUUACCUAGAGAAGAACAAGAUCGGUCCUCUGUUUGAGGAAUUAAUGACCAAGCUAAUAACUGAGACACCUGACCAGCCAAUCCCAUUUCUUAUUGACCAUCUUCAAUCUAAACAAGGAAAUCGUGGACAACUGCAAAGAACUUUGUCUGGAUCCGCAGCUCUCUGGGCAGAAAGUGAAACAUCAGAAUCUAAAGGAACAAGAAGAGAUUUCAGAAGCUAUGAUAAACCUUGGCAAUUAAAUGCAAAGAAGCCUAAAAAAUCAAAAAGUGACCUUGCUGUGUCUAAUAUUUCUCCCCCAUCGCCAGACUCCAAAUCAUUGCCAAGGGCAGUAGAGCAUCCUAAGUGGAACUGGCGGACUAAACCAGGAAGCCGGGAUUUUGAUGAAUUGAACCACAUCCUUCAAGAGAGCAAGAAGCUCGGGAAAGCCCUUGAGAAUCUCUCCCGAAGUAUUGCAAUUUCAGAUGAACUUGAUAAGGAAACAGUGGCAUUCAAUUCUUCUCUUCUGAGGCCCCGAGUGAUCGGAGAAUGGAUUGGUAGAGAAGAAAACGAUGCUGAUCCACUAGCUGCUGAAAUGCUGCAGCCCCCAGUUCCAAGAAGUAAAAAUGACCAAUGGGAAAGCGAAGACAGUGGCUCUAGCCCUGCAGGAAGCUUGAAGAUGGAGCCCAAGACUAAAGGAUUAAAACAACAGCAGCAGCAGCAUAAGAAACUUCUGGCAGCCAUGCUUUCUCAGGAUUCCUUUGAGUCCAUCCACAGCCCUACCCCAUCUGUAACAGAAGAAGACAUUGACAACGAAGAUGAUGCAAUGGAGUUGCUGGAGGAUCUUGAUGAUUUAAGAAUGGAGGGAGUAACAACCCUGGUACCUUCUGGGAGCAAAUUUAACCAAGGCCGACCUACUCAUCCUGCUGAGCCCCAGGCCAAGGUCACACUGAAUAUCUGUUCAAGGUGUGCCAGGCUUCAAGGAGACAAUCUGGCUGAAAGGACUGAAGAGACGUUACAAUUGCUUCAUUCUCCAGAUGAAAUAAUCCCAGAUUCAUUGGAUUCUUUACCUGGGACUGAAGAAGCACUGAUGGAGGAGGGUGAAGAAUUUGAGAAAGCAUCUAAAUUAACAGGAACUGGAGAAGUCUCCAGUGGUGGAUACCCACUGAAAAACUAUCCGGAAGAAGAUGAAUCUUUAAAGCAACUACAGGUACUUCAUCAACCAUGGCUAUUGCCAAGUGACACAGAGAGUGAAGGCGUCGAGGCAGAACAAGACAAACGUUCUGCUGAUCUUCUUUGUGUUCCAUGCUCUUCUUGUCCUACCCUGGUCUACUCUGGUAUGUUUGUUCAGGGCACUUAAUAUCAAUGUCAGGUAAUUGUGGGUGCUAUCUCCAAUGCUCAAAGUUCAUAUUUUUGAAAACCAUUCUCCUAUUGACUUAAUGGGAAAAGAUUUUGUGCCAAGGACCCUGCAUUUCUCUCUCUCUCUCUCUCUCUCUCUCUCUCUCUCUCUCUCUCUCUCUCUCUGAUGCUGUGUAGGUCUCAUGUCCUCAUUUAGUCCAUAUUCUCCUGUGCUGUGAUGAUGGGAUGGGGAUUUUAAAUCCCUUCUCCUUAACAGGAAAAUACAAUUUAGAUAGAGUUGAGCUGAAAUACAUAUCCCUUGGACUGUGCAGAUUGUGAACUCUGUCACCAUUAAGUAUCUCCUAGAGUUACAGCAUCUCAGAGCAGUGUCACAUCCAUGGACAUGAAGCAACCUAUGAACUGGAUAUAAAAUCAGCAGUGUCUCUUCUCCACAUGUAAUAGGACCACAGAAUGUAAAAGCUGGAAAGAACUUUCGAAUCAUCUGCUCCUCUCCUAAUCCCACGCUGGUCUCUUCUCUCAGUACACCUACCAAAUGGUCAUCCAGACUCCACAUGAACCUUUGAGUAACGGGGACUUCAUUAUCUCCCUUAAUGCUCAUUUAUCUUUGUUAUUCUCUAGAUGAUCAGUAACCCAUUCAGUCUGUAUUAGGAAUCACCUACAGAAAUAAUUUCUGCAAUGCAUCAGGAUUUAGCUUUCAGAAUCAUAGUAUAUUCAUUGCCACAUAAAACAUGAAAAAAGGUUUACUAUAAAUCAUGGGAAAAAUGUCACAGUAAAACAUGAAAAGCAUAUAAAAAGGGAAACAAAACCAAAAAAAAGAGGGUUGAUUCAAAAAAUUAUACCAAUCUAUAUGAUGGAAAACUCUGAUUCCAAUAGGAAGGAUGAAAUAUACAUUAGUUGGAUAUAAACAUACAUAUAUAUAUAUACUUAAUCUGAUAUUAACAUAUUUAUUACAUAUAUAUGUGCAUUUUGAAUAAAAAUAUUAGGAAAAUUUUCCCAAUAUUUUUAUUAAAAAGAUAAAUCAUAAGACAAAGUAUUAAAUAUAACUCAUUUUUGGUUCUACAUGGUAAAUAGAAACAUACACAUCAUAAAUUUACAAUUCAGGUUACUGUCUGGAUGGUUAUAGACAAAAUGCCAUCAGUGGUUGUCUCUGUGUGGUAUAAUAAUAGUCCUUUGAUCAUUAAUACUAUUUUAAUAUUAAAUUUUAAUGCUUAAGUUGUAAAAUAUGUUCAAAUUGUUCUAAAAUAAAUUACUAUCUUAUUUCGCUCCAAAAUCUGAAUCCUUAUAGCCAUCUUCUUCAUGAUUCUAUCUUUUGGGGUUGUAGACAAUACUUGCAGCACUGUAGGUACACUAUUAUAUGGUCCCUUUUUCCGUCUUUCAAGUGUUCUUUGUAUGAUAAAUGGGCGCACUGUUCUUCAAUCCAAGAACUGUCAAUCAUUGUUGUGAUUACAUUUAGUAAAAGCCUGCCACGCAUCCAACACUAUGACAGAGAAUAGCAUAUCACCAUCAUGGGCGACAGGGCACCUUUUGUGGUUCUCAUGGAAAUUUAUUAAGUUGUGAAGAAGACAUAUAAUGAACAAUUAUUUACACAAAAUGCUGAUGAUUAUGGUGACAGUCAUUUGGGUGAGAUAAGUGCAUGCAGCAGAGAAUUCUACCUUCAGUAGUAAUGGUAAAGGAGUCAGAUAAAAGGAGUUUGUGGGAUUGGUUGGUGUAAUAGUGCAUUCCAGAGAGGGAAAAAUGCAAAAACAGUCACAUUUUCUUUUUCCUUUCUUCCUUACUUUGCUCACUCUCCUCUGCUAGAUAAUAUUUUUUUUGAACAAACUGCCAUAUGCAAACUAUUCUUUCAAGACUUGUGGGUAAUUUGGAGAUUCAUAGUUUUCUUCAUAAAUGUUUAAGGUCUAAUUGGUGAAUCAGAAAUAUAAAACAUAACUAUGACAAAGCAGAAAAAGAGCAUCAAACAUUCUAAAGAAAAGGAUACUUUCCCUUGCCACCCUCAUCUGAUUAGGAUUUUAUAUGUGUACCAGAAGUUUACAUACUGAAAGAAAAUUAUGGUUAAUAGAGGUAAUACUCUAAUGACAAUGUCUUUGUAAAAAGUUUGUACUGAGUAGAGGAAACCAUUAAGAUCCCAAGCUUUCUUUUUAAUAUGUUGCACUACUGACUUAGUCUUAAAUACAUUCUUUUUAAUUUCAUUUC